Molecule: messenger RNA, 2180 nt
Organism: Anguilla rostrata (American eel)
Lineage: Eukaryota; Metazoa; Chordata; Actinopteri; Anguilliformes; Anguillidae
Product: olfactory receptor 52K2-like
Exons: 1
Coding region: 52-1008 (318 amino acids)
Biological process (GO): detection of chemical stimulus involved in sensory perception of smell; G protein-coupled receptor signaling pathway
Cellular component (GO): membrane
Molecular function (GO): olfactory receptor activity; odorant binding; G protein-coupled receptor activity
Source: RefSeq, a predicted model, not a curated record
CAUCACACGUUUGAAUUUUUUUCUGUUUUCAGGGUCUGGUCUUAGGCACUGAUGGAAGAGAUGGAAAAUGUGUCGUAUGUACCUUUGAAGCAGCCCAUCGUGUUCACAGUGGAAGGCUUCAUCAUAACCAGGCAGCAGGGGUACCCCCUGUUUUUGGUCUCCCUCAUCGUGUAUGCUAUGAUGCUGCUGGGAAACAUCACCGUGGUUACGGUGAUAGUAGCGGAUGCCAAACUCCACAAGCCCAUGUACAUGAUGAUGUGCAACCUGGCAGCGUGCGAUCUGCUCGGGGGCACGACAGUCAUGGCCCAGCUGAUGCCACACUUCUUAACAGGGUACAACACCAUCGGCUACACAGCGGCCAUUUUCCAGGCCUUCGUUGUGCACACAUACAGCUUGGCCGUCGCCACCAUUCUGUCAGCCAUGGCAUAUGACCGCUAUGUGGCCAUCUGUCAGCCGCUGCACUACCACACCAUCAUGACCACUAGGAGGCUGGUUUCACUGUGUUGUUUUGCCUGGUUUGUCACUGUCUGCAGAGUCGUGAUCCUCAUCAUUCUAACUGUGCAAACACCACUGUGUGGGACAUUAAUAAUGCAUGUCUACUGCAGUAAUGGAGCCAUUCUGAGGCUGGCGUGCAUACCCACCCCCAUCAACAACAUCUACGAUUUGUGUUCACUUUGGUCCCUAAGAUCCGGGUGCUUCUUAAUCAUUGCUUUUUCCUAUGUCAAGAUCCUCAAAGCAUGCAUCAUCAAACAGGAGAAAAACAGUCGGAGCAAGGCCAUACAGACGUGCGCCUCCCAUCUCACCAUUUAUAUCCUCUUUGAGAUCUCCAUUUUAAUCAUUGUCAUCACCUACAGAUUGCAAGAGAUCAGCCCCAACGCCAAGAAGUUCUGCGCCAUUUUUUUCAUCAUUGUGCCCCCCACAGUCAACCCAAUCAUCUAUGGCAUCGCCACAAAAGAUAUUCGCACAAACAUCGUGAAGUUUUUCAAAUCCACUAUUUCACCGAAAUAGGGAAACCAGCCAGUACCACUCAGUUAUCUAAAUAACUUUUUUUUUAAGUAUUUUUUUUUUGGUUGAGGAAAGUUGGUAGUGUUAUCUUCUCAUCACAACUGCAUCUCUAAAACAUUUUCCUACAGAAAAAAGUGUCAGGACUUUAUUUUGUUUAAACAUAGCUGUGAAGUCGUGGUUUGCAGACUAGUCAGAACAAUGAUCAUGGUUAAAACCUUGGCACAGCAUGGUUAUUCUCCACACCCUUACACAACUUAACUGCAUCACCGUAAAAAAAAGUCUCAAUAAAGUUUUUGCCAGAUGGGUAGAUGGUUUUUCUUUGCAGUGAUAAGGAUGAUCACUUCUGGCACGAUUUGAACCAUCCUCCCCCAUGAAGCUUUUGCAUUAGAAAAAACAUAUCUAGCCUGGUUUAAAAUACUAAUAAAAAGCUAUUUACUUUUUUAAAUGAAGCACAAAAAUUGCAAUCAAGUUUUUAGUUCUGCUGUCCUUUGUUCUAAGGACAUAAUAUGCCAAAAAUAAAAAAUCAUUCAACACUACAUGUAAGACUGAAUCCAGAUAUAUGCUCUGAUUGCCCAUUCUUGCUAGUACUUGAGUAUUUUUCUUCUAUGAAAUUUCUGUUUUUUCUGCAAACCACUGUCAAGAUUGGGCAAAAUGCAGUGAUAAACCCUGGACAGGUGACUAAUUCAUUGCAGGCCACAAACAUCAUUCACUUCCAUCUACGGCGAGAACAUGCAGACUCCUUUCAUUAAGGCCCGGGCCAGGAUUCGAACCUGGGAUGUUCUUGCGGUGAAGCAAUAGUGCUAUCCAUAGCACCACCGUGCUUCCCAUGUGGGCCUUCCUAGAAGGUAAUCAUGUCAUUUUAGAAGUCCCGAAUGACAAGUAAAUACAUUCUCCUCCGUCCAAAUUAAAAAUCUGUGCUUAUCUAGAGUGAUGUGUCUGAGAACGUGAUGUGUCGAACACCCAUUAAAAACAGAACAUUUUUCACUUCAUUUUAACUUACUGAAGUCAUAUUGCACAACCAUUUAUAUUAUUUACAUAUAGAUUGUACAUUUGAUAUUGGUGUAUCAGUAAGCAGAGCUGCAGAGAACCCUGUUUGCUGAGUUCCCCUUGUUUGCAAUUAUGUAUUGAAAUCCAAUACGUACCAUAAUUAUGAAACUGUGAAAAUGUUUUACAUG